This is a messenger RNA of Iphiclides podalirius (scarce swallowtail), 2787 nucleotides long. NCBI's taxonomy places the organism in Eukaryota, Metazoa, Arthropoda, Insecta, Lepidoptera, Papilionidae. The record is from the annotation of a GenBank genome assembly.
AUGGAUUUUUUAAACACUAUUUGCAUUAUCCAAAGGGAAAUCGUACUUCUUACCGGAUGCCGGUGCGUCGAGCUGGACUGCUGGGACGGCGACGAUGGCAGCCCUGUCAUAUAUCACGGCCACACCUUUACUACCAAGAUACCGUUCAGAAGAGUCGUGGAGACUAUAGCAAGAAGUGCUUUCGUGGCCUCACCGUAUCCGUUGAUCCUGAGCAUAGAGAACCACUGCAGCCUCCCGCAGCAGCAGGUCAUGGCCAGCACUUUUGAGGCAGUGUUCGGAGAGCAAUUGGUGACGUCAUUCCUGUUCGAGGUCGACUACACAGACGAACCGCGCCUACCCAGCCCCGAGCAGCUGAAGUACAAGGUGCUGAUCAAAAAUAAGAAGCUGCUCCCCGUCGAGUCCAGCCCCACCAUCGGUCUGACCGGCGCCAGCUCAGCCCAGGCCUAUGGUGGCGUCCUGGCUACGGCGUUCAGGCCCAACGGCGUUCGCCACACCAGCGCGUCACUGCCCGAGCAGGGGAACCGCACCAGUUCGCUGAUGUCCAACCAGUCUGCGGGCAGCUCCUUGACAGAGUACUUCUCCGACGAGGACUAUGACGAGGACGACGAGGAUAUCGACGAAAAGGAGCUGCAUAAGAUCCUGACCUCUAUGGAGGAGAAGGUCGGCCGGGCGUCUCUCUCCCUCUACCAGAGCUUCCGAAGGAGCGAGGGGGACGGAGACACAGCCAGCGCGAAACACGCGAACAGGAAGCGAAGCAACCAGAUCGCGAGGGAACUCAGCGAUAUGGUGACUUACGUCCAGGCGAUCAAGUUCCGGGGACUGAACCCCAUGUCGCCGCGCAGCUCCGUCAGGCAGACCAGCACCUCCACCAGGGACAGCAGCAGCGCGGCGGCCUGCAGCAGCUUCGAGUCCUCGGAGAGCAGUGACAACAGCGCCGGGACGGCGGGGCGCGCCCGCUGCCUCAGCGCCCCCGCCGCCCACCACCCCUGCUACCGCUGCUCCUCCGUCAACGAGGCGAUCGGCAAGAAGAUCUGCAGGAAGCACCCGCUGGCGCUCAUCGCCCACACGGAGACGCAGCUGGUCCGCACCUAUCCCGCCGGCCUGAGAAUCGACUCGUCGAACUUCGACCCCGUCACGUUCUGGUCGUGCGGCGUUCAACUGGUGGCGCUGAACUAUCAGACGGAGGACGCCGCGAUGGCGGUCAACGCUGCCAUGUUCGAGAGCAACGGCUGCCUGGGCUACGUGAGGAAGCCCAGCGUCAUGUGGGACCCUGGGCACAUCGCGUACCGGAGGUUCAACCCUACGGACAAGGAGUUCGACGGGGUGCACGCGGCGCAGCUGACGCUCUCGCUGAUCUCGGGCCAGUACGUGGCCGAGAACGUGUACUCGUUCUACAACGCGUUCGUCGAGCUCGAGGUGCUCGGCGUGCCCGCGGACUGCGCCAAGCUGCGGACGCGGGCCGCGCGCCGCAACGCGCUCAACCCCGUGUGGAACGAGACCUUCAGCUUCAAGAUCAACUUCCCGGAGCUAGCCUUCAUCCGCUUCGAGGUGUACGACGCCGACACCAACUACAUGCUGUCUCAGCGAGUGGUGCCCCUGCACUGCCUGCGCCCAGGAUACCGCCACGUCCGCCUACGCUCCCCCACCAACCAGCCGCUGAACAUGGCCUCGCUGCUGGUCUUCUCGCGCUGCUGCGAGGAGUCCGCCUCCGGCGGUGCCGAAGCUGGCCCCCGCCGGCUCCACUUCCUCGUGGUGUACGCCGUGGCGAGCCACGAGCCGUACUCCAUACUCAAGGUCACGCAGGACACCACCGCCAGCGAGGCGAUAGCGCAGUGCCUCAGCAAGGCGGGCGCCAACCGCUCCGGGCGUGGCAGCUACGUGCUGGUGGAGGAGGUGGCCUCGCGGGCGCCGACCCAGAGGGUGCUGGCGCCCCACGAGCGGGUGCUGCGCCUGGCCACGGGCCGCCCCGCCGCCAGGCUGCUGCUGAAGAGGGUCGGAGACGACCCCAGCAGCCGGGCCUGGCUCACCAGCAUACGGGCGGCGCCGGCGGAGAGGGCGAAGGAGCGGACCAACAGCGGCCACCCGCAGGAGAACCACUCCGGCGAGGGCUCAGCGCCCGACGGUUUCCUGGUGUGCGUUCACAACGUGUCCCACGAGAUACCCUACGCGAUACUCAAGGUACCGUUAAGCGCAACGGCGUCCUACGUCGUGUACCAGGCGCUGACGAAGGCGAGGUGUCAGGACGAUCCUAAAAGAUUCGUCCUGGUCGAGGAGUUGGAGUGGGGGGGGCGGGCGGGCACCGGUCCCCAGCAGCGGCCGCUGGCUGACGACGAAGUUGUCUACGCAGCCCAGGCCAGCUGGAAGACGUUGGGGCGGUUCGUGCUGCAGGAGCGAGGGGGGCAGCCGGUGAGGAGGAGGGGUCUGGCGCUGGCGCGUCUCCAGCGCGGCUGGAGCCUCACCAGGGGCGCCCUCGCCGGCACCACCUUCCCGCUGGGUGGUUUUGGAUCCGGAGACAGUUCUGCUGAGGGCAAAGCGCCUGUGCAAGCGGCCUACAGUGACCCUACGCACUGCAGGCGCGUGUCUACGUCGCCGCUGGGCAAAGGCGUCGGACGCUCGAAAGGCCACCCGGACCGAGACAUCAGGAGCUACGUGCACGGCAGCCCCAGCAGGGAGGCCCAGUCGGAGGGGGAGGCCGAGGGUGGGAGCUCGCUGGCAGCGGAGGCGCUGGCUGCCCAGAUGGCCCGCUUCAAGAGACUCUCGCUGCGGAAGCUGCGCGCUUGGCGCUCC